AUUAAUGCAAUCACCUCAGUUCUAGAAAUCAAAUGACAAUUCAUCAAAAAACGAAUAAUUUACUUACGGAUGGUUACCAAUUAAAAAUGACAUAGAAUAAUCAAUUGUCACAUAUUUAGAUCAGUUGGGAAUUAAUCAAUUGACUUAAGUCGAAAAAUAUUGCAAUUAAAGAAAUUCAUUAUAUUCUCUUGAUACAGCAUAAACACCACCAAAAUCCUAAAGAAGAAUUUCACUGAAUUUAGAUUCAGAACUUUUUUAAAGAAGAAGUUUUAGAAUGUGUUCUGAUUAGAUAUGAAAUAAAAACGAAAGAAUAGAGAG
Paramecium sonneborni is the source of this 318-nucleotide messenger RNA. Lineage: Eukaryota; Ciliophora; Oligohymenophorea; Peniculida; Parameciidae. The record is from the annotation of a GenBank genome assembly.